Messenger RNA from Athalia rosae (coleseed sawfly), 2398 nucleotides. It is a transcript of the gene Rab10, whose product is annotated as ras-related protein Rab-10. Gene Ontology annotation, molecular function: GTPase activity; GTP binding. The coding region runs from base 422 to 1024 and encodes 200 amino acids. The transcript has 5 exons. Gene Ontology annotation, biological process: cellular response to insulin stimulus. NCBI's taxonomy places the organism in Eukaryota, Metazoa, Arthropoda, Insecta, Hymenoptera, Athaliidae. Gene Ontology annotation, cellular component: recycling endosome; insulin-responsive compartment; Golgi apparatus. The record is from RefSeq and is a predicted model, not a curated record.
CGUUGAUCGUCUUACGUCGUUUCAUCCUCAACGGUCAACUGAUGAUUACGAUAUGAGGAGACAAGGAGACCCAAAGACAAGUUAUGAGUUCGUUGCCUGUUUGUGAUUUUGUACAUUAAAAGAGAAGAAAGAAGAGGCAGUAGAUCGUAGUCGUUCGCGUAAACAUUGUCAAUCUAACGUUUGAAGUGCGUCAUAUCACUAGUACCGGGACACCGCGUAACCUUCAUUUGCCGUUCUCGAUACGAGUGAUCUACACACACGUAAAAACCCUGGAAGAAGAAAGUGAAAAAACAGUGUCGUUCUUGGUUUGUGAACUGGGACUGACUGUUGUGAAAGUUAUUUAUUUAUUUAUUUUUUCUUAUUGUUCUUUUACUCACCCAUUUAUCGAAUUGUUGAGUUGGGAUAGUGAAGUAAAAGUAAAAUGGCCAAGAAAACCUACGAUCUUUUAUUCAAAUUGCUAUUGAUUGGCGACUCUGGUGUUGGCAAAACAUGCAUAUUAUUCAGAUUUUCGGACGACGCAUUCACGCCAACGUUUCUAUCUACAAUAGGUAUAGAUUUCAAGAUCAAAACUGUGGAAUUGAGGGGGAAAAAAAUCAAACUACAAAUAUGGGACACAGCUGGCCAGGAGAGAUUCCACACCAUAACAACUUCGUACUACAGAGGAGCCAUGGGCAUAAUGCUCAUCUAUGAUAUUACUAAUGGGAAGAGCUUUGAAAACAUUGUAAAAUGGCUGAGAUAUAUCGAUGAACAUGCUAAUGAAGAUGUUGAAAAGAUGAUACUGGGCAACAAAUGUGACAUGCAUGAAAAGCGUGUCGUUAGCACAGAAAGAGGCGAAGCGAUAGGUAGGGAGCACGGGAUAAAGUUCAUGGAAACCUCCGCAAAGUCAAACGUUAAUAUCGAACGAGCCUUCAUUGAACUUGCAGAGGCUAUUUUGGAAAAAACAGCAGGUAGUGAACCUCAGGAAGCUCCGGAUCGUCUCACAGUGGAUCGCCGAGUUGAAAAAAGUUCAAAUCGCUGUUGCUAGCUGUACAUUAGUUGUAUAACACAUGCAUAAUGAGCUGCGUACCAACUAACGUCGGCUUGAAAUCGUUAGUGGAAUUAGCGAGUACCUAUUAUUUUUAAUUGUUAUUUUUAUAAUAAUUUAAAUUAACAUUAAUGCGUCAGGUAUUGAACAAUGACCAGUUAGCGAGUUCAUUCAUAUUAAACACGGAUUCGGUAUGUAUGUACAUAUGUGGUAAUAGACCAAUGCAUAUAGUAAUAUAUAUGUGAUGGGAAAUGGAGAGAUUGAAGUUUACAAUGCCGAAUUUCAGGUGUUGGAAAUUAAAAUUUAUUAUAGUUCUUUUCUUUUCAUUUUGUAUUUAAAUUCGAAGUAGUUUUCAUCAUAGAAUCAACAAUAGAUAAAUUCAGAAUUUUUACCUUCGGUCUAGAGUCAGAGUCAAUAGAAUCAUGCGCAAUCAAAAAUAAUAAUCUAUUUAAGCAAACAAGCAAUUCAAGUGGCGUUACCAAGUAUCGAAUUUCACCCAAUUCGCCAUUUCACGUGGAAUAUAGUUGAUCACUUUUCAAUUUGAUCGCUAAAUGUUAGUUGAAAGGUGAGAUCGAGUUGAGGCGACGUUUAGAAUAAAUAAUAAUCUAAACAUUGACGAGACGAAAAAAAAAAAUUGCAACUUAUAUCCCACUGGAGAUUUGUCGCUGUCUUCCGAACAAAUGCACGCUAAAAAUUUAGAGCGGUACCAAAUUUUUAUUCGAACUGAUUGUGGACUUCAAAUAUUGAUUUAUUUCUACACAUCAUUGAUCUGCCAUUUGUAUUCUUGAUAAAACUGAAAUUAUACAAUUCUCGUAGUUAUCUUCACAUACUAUUUCGCUAACUUCUAAUAAGUACGUUGCAGUUGUGUGUGUGUAUCAUAGGUAUACAUGAAUAUAUAUGUAUAUACAUCUUGUUCCCGUGCUUAACUCGUAUUGGUACAAGUGCAUUGAUAUACAACCGUGCAUGCUCCCCGUAAUUCCCUGUUUGAGGUUCAAACCUAUCGAGUUAUCCCCGUGAUAUUGUUUUGUUUUUCUUUUGUCCGCACAUUCUAAUGUGGCAAUUAGUUGAUUACUCGCGAUUUUUCUGCUGCAAGUCUUUCGAUAUUGAUGGAAAAGAGAAAAGUAACACAUGUAUUUGCUGCUUCAAUAUAUUCAGUGAUGAUGUCGUACAGUCACGAUUCUGGCAAGCCAUUGCGUAUACACACAUACAUACAUUCAUAGAUAUGUUAUUUUUAAUUAAAUAUAACGAAUAUAUUUCUUGUGAUAAAUUAUGCGCACUAUCGAAUGCUAUUGAGUGUGUAGGUGGUAGACGUAUAAACCAAAAUAAUUUUAUAAUUCGUUUCAAAACCAAUAAAAGUUUUUUUUAUAUGCUGUA